Molecule: messenger RNA, 3428 nt
Organism: Ruditapes philippinarum (Manila clam)
Lineage: Eukaryota; Metazoa; Mollusca; Bivalvia; Venerida; Veneridae
Product: toll-like receptor 13
Exons: 2
Coding region: 192-2324 (710 amino acids)
Biological process (GO): immune response; toll-like receptor signaling pathway; inflammatory response
Cellular component (GO): membrane
Molecular function (GO): transmembrane signaling receptor activity; protein binding
Source: RefSeq, a predicted model, not a curated record
CAUGGAAUAUGUCAAGUGCCUUAAUGUACAUUCGUGAUUCAUAAAUAUCUAAAAACCGGAAACGAAAAACUUCCUGUUUUAAUCAUUAUUUUUCUUAAGUUAAUGCAAAAUUGAAAUAUUCAUAGCAAAAGUGUUAUAAAUGGAUAUAAUUAAAUCUUAAAUGACAUAGUUUUUCAAGAAUUAUUGAACAAAUGAAAGCAGACAGAAUGAAAACGAAGAUAGUUGUGCUAAUCGUCCUGUUUAUACAGUUUGCUAAAGGUAAAACAAAGGUUACACAAAUAUCUGAUAGACAAACACUACCAAACACGUCUUGCAGGAUACAACAUUAUCAUGGUUUAAAGCUCAUGAACUGCAGUUAUCUGAAUUUGACAUACAUACCGAAGACAAAACCAGACAUUGAAAGCUUGAAUUUUAAAUUCAAUAAUCUAACAAACGUUACUCAGAAGACUUUCUUGAAUAUAAGUAAUCCAUUUCGUUUGGUGUGGCUUAAUGUCGACAACAACAAUAUCAGAAAUAUAUCAAAGGGGGCACUUGACAUAUUUCCAAAUUUGGAUUUUCUGAGUUUGUCACAUAAUCCAAUUUACUUUGAUAACCUUAAGAAUCUUUUAGGCUCAUUAUCUAACUUAACAAAACUGUCUGAUUUGUAUAUCAACGGGAUAAGCACUGUAACAUUAAAUGGAGAUCUGUUUUCUUUGCUGGAAAACAAUUAUAUUACAACACUGGUAACUAAGAGUUACAAAAUAGAAACAAUGGAUAUGGAUAUGUUUCAAAAUUUUAAUCAGCUGCGUACUCUCAUAGUAACACACAAUCAUAUUGAAGCAAUAACAAUGACAUUUCCUGGUAAUAAAUACCUGCAAUCGUUGUACAUAGAAAACAAUAACUUAAGGGCUUUACCAACAUUUGCAAUCAACGGAAGCGAAUCAAACUGCUUUUUCCCCAAUCUUGAACAUUUAUAUGCCAAGAUAAACUAUAUUGAAAAUGUAAGAAUGGAAGAUCUGAAGUGCUUAUUGCAAUUAAAAACCUUAGAUUUGAGUAAAAAUACUAUCACUGUAUUACAUGCCAACUUUUUAUCAAAAUUACCAAAUAUCGAGGAGUUACGGUUAAAGGAAUUAGGCACAAAAAGCUUAACAGUGGAACCAUUUGCUUUUAAUUCAACAUUAUCAGUACUUCAGUUAGAAGUCAGCGGUUCAGCAAAAAAUGUUUUCCAGUCUUUGAAUGAUACAUUCAAAUUAUUGCCAAAAUUAAAGGCGCUCAUAUUAAGCGAAAUAUCAAUGCUUCUAUUAUCUGAACUAGAAAUGAUCAGUCUUUUUAAACCUAUUAGUCAUUUAGAGUACUUACAGUUGUUUGGCUGUCAAAUAGCCUCGGAUCCGAAAUUUCUUUUGAGUCACUUGAAGCAUUUAUCACAUAUAAGUUUUCAGUCUAAUUUGAUAACUAGUAUUAGUGACAAAACAUUCAAAGAAAACAAGCAUCUCCGUUAUAUAAGUUUACGAUACAACCAACUGGGUCAUAUUUACGAGUCAGCCUUGCCAAAAUCUUUACGUGAUAUGUUAUACGAAAUAGACAUUAGUGAAAAUCCUUUUGUUUGUGAUUGUGACCUUGAAUGGUUUAUCAACUGGGCAAAUCAGAGUCAUAACAAUACAAAAUUACAAAGAUAUCCUCACGAGUAUAACUGCUCGGCUCCAACAGAAAGAGCCAAAAAGACAUUAGCUGAAAUACAUUUUACUUACAGAGAAUGUCAUCCGUUGAGCAAGUGGAUUUAUUUCGGAAUCAUUGCUUCGUCUACUUUAUUUGUUAUUGGUAUUAUCGCUCUUGUAUUCUAUAGGAACAGAUGGAAUAUUAAACACUACAUAUACCUGAUGAGAAGGAAACGACAUUAUGAGCUGAUUGAUGGAGAUAACUUUGUUUAUGACGCCUUUGUAGGUUACGAGUCGGAGGACUCGGCCUGGGUACACCAUCAAUUGUUGCCUGUCCUUGAGGGCGAAGAAGGUUUGAAAUUAUGUAUCCAUAUAAGAGAUUUCCUACCAGGAGUUUUCAUAAAUGAUAAUAUUGUUACACAUAUGAACCAGAGUAAAAAAAUGAUUCUUGUCUUAUCAAACGCAUUUGCCCAAAGCGGAUGGUGUAUGUUCGAGUUGAAAAUUGCUCAUUCUAAGCUGAUUGAAGAGGAAACGGAGCUAGUGGUCAUAUUGUUAGAGAAAAUCAAUGGAAGAAAUAUGAAUCAUUCUUUGAAAUGUCUUUUCAAUACAACAACGUACAUUGAAUGGACAGAGGAUGGGGUUGGCCAAGAACUGUUUUGGACACAACUUAAAAACAUCAUGAACAAAUAAAUGCUAAACAAAAUAUCUGAUUACUAAUGAGAGGAUAAAUACAUUAUGAUAUGAUAUACUUGAUCCGGAAUGUUAUCAUGAACUGAAAUCCAAAAUAUUGUAGAACCAUGUGUUUUUCUGUGUUUGAACAUAUACAUGAAUUAUGGUGAAAAUAUAUAUUGACAAAAUAUACAAUCUUUAUAUGCAUAUUUUAUAUAAUAUUACUAAUUCAAACUACUUUGUAAAGAAAACAGUUUACUACUCUUUUAAUUCAAUUACAAUAAUAUAAUCGAAUCCCUAAAGAACGCCCAAACGGCAAAACUGAAAUGUUGAAGGUUCGGUUUGAUUGUGCAUGUUCAUGGCCGCUACUGGAAAGUGCAAGCUACCGUAUACGCCCCCAAGCACUGGCUUAAGCAGAACUCAACAAUUAAAAUAUGAAAUUAGUGAUAUUUCAAAAUAGAUAAAUACAGAAUCCCUAAAGAAAGCCCAACACGGCAAAAUUGAAAAUGUUGCAGGCUCAGUUUGAUUGAGCCUGUUCAUGGACGGUACUGGAAAGUGCAAAUUACCGUCCACGCCCCCUAGCACCGGCUUAAGCAGAAUUCAACAUUUAAACGUGAAAUAGUAAAAUUUUGAAUUUAGAAACAUCCGCAGAUGUGUUCAUACGGCGGUUAUCAUGGAACCUUCAAUGUGACACUUCCGUGCCAUUCCAUGAAAAGCGGCGUAUGGUCCCCAAGUAAUAAAAAGCGUGUGCCCUAAACGAGAAAACAAUGGUUAUAAACAUCUGCAGAUGUGUUCAUAAGCAUGGGUAGUUAUAUUCAACUGUAAGCCUAUUUAAAUUGGUCUCUUUAUUAAUCCGAAGCAAUAUAUGCAAAUACUGAUAUAUUUGCGCUUAUUUUAAAAUCGAAAUGAAAUCAUAUACUUGUAGUUUGAGAAUAUAAUUAACUGUUUAGGUAACGUAUAGUUCACACGGGCUUAAUGUCCAUCUUUACUUUGUUAUUUGUAUUUUUAAUUUUGUAAAUACAGUCAUGUCUUUUUAUAAUAGAUAAUGUUCUAACUGACUUAUUGUUAUUUGUAUCUAUAUGUUUGUAAUCUUAUGUCACUAUAAUAAAGCUUUUAUUUACUGAC